Messenger RNA from Schizosaccharomyces octosporus yFS286, 2451 nucleotides. RefSeq names its product RhoGEF Gef3. Bases 481 to 2040 code for a protein of 519 amino acids. Lineage: Eukaryota; Fungi; Ascomycota; Schizosaccharomycetes; Schizosaccharomycetales; Schizosaccharomycetaceae. The transcript is spliced from 2 exons. Gene Ontology annotation, molecular function: guanyl-nucleotide exchange factor activity. The record is from RefSeq and is a predicted model, not a curated record.
CUGAAAGACAGAAUAAAGAAUACAAAACCUUUGAGUAUUUUUAUUUAAUUGAUUCUGAAACAUGUAUAUAUCCUCCUAAUCGGCAUGCUACAUCCAAAUCCUGUAUACUCAAUAUGCGUCAAUAGGGAUGAUUUUUCUAUUUAUUUUUGUUUCAUUUAUCAAAUUCUUACUGAAUCUUAUUUAUUAAAUGUAUACGGAGUCAAAGCAACAGCACUCAUGCUGCGACUUCAUCUACCACUUUUUCCCUAUACCACCUAUACGAAACAAUCCGUCGUUAAUAUCCAAUCUCCUUUAUUCCACGUACAUUGCAUUCAUUUCGUAGAUACUAGAGUUAAAUAACGUUUAUUUUGGUUUCUCUUGUGUAAAAAGAAAAAGAUCAUUCCACACCGAAAAAUUCACACGACUAAUGCAUUGUAACUUAUUUCCAUAACUCUUCGGGCAUCGAAAAUAUAUUCUAUUGUGGUAUUGCUUGAAUUUACCAUGAGCAUCCCGAAAAUGUUCCAGAGUCGUGGAAAGCGAAUUGUGUCAGAUACUUUUCCAGUUACCAGUUUCUCUUGUAGCUUGGACGAAACAUUUGCUGCUCGGCGGGACUCUUACCCUUUUGGACCAGAAGAUAGCGAGACUCAAUCAUUGGCAAGUAUAAGUGUUAAGACCGAACCUAUUUUACGAUCUAAAGACAAACAAAAGACUGUUCUGGCUGUUCUUUUGGAGUUCCGUGAUUCUGAAGCUGCAUAUGUUCAUGACUUACAUGUUGCAAGACGUUACUAUGCUGAACGGUUAAAUGGACACGUAAAGAAAAGUGAAUGGAAGAAAGUGUUUCAGGUUUUUUUAGAAUUAUGCCAGCAGGCAACAUUGUUCAAAAGCGAAAUUUCCAAAGCAUUUGAUGAGGAAAUCGCAAACAUGACUGAAGAAAUUCAAGUUUCUGUACGAUUAAAGCCAUCAGUUGCCAAAAUAUUUCUCAAGUGGCUUCCUAAGCUUUCUUCAGUAUAUAGCAGAUACUGUCUUGAUCAAGAUGAUAUUGUCAAGAUCGUGGAGAAAUGGUCGAAUAGUCCGUCUAUGUCAGAUUACUUACAGGAAUGUGAUAGCAUGGCAAAAAUAGAGAGUAAAUCAUGGAAUCUAGAUAGCUUUCUAGUGAAGCCUAUGCAGCGCUUUUUGAAAUAUCCCCUUUUGCUAAACCAGUUAUACAAGUCAGCCAGUCUAGGAAUGAUUCAGGACUAUGUAUUACUAGGAGAAGCUUGUCAUCAAUCGGAAUUAGCCAGUCAAAGAGCAAAUGAAAUGAAACGUCGGAGGGACAUAGUAGUCGAUGCUUUGAAGGCUGUAACAGAUACUCAAGAAAUUUUGGUACUCUCUACAGACACAGUAUCCAAAAAACUUUCCAAGCUUAAAACUUCUAUUAAUGUCUUCUAUAUUCCUGAACAUGAACAGAUAGUUUCCUUAAUCCAAGAUUUGUUUUCUUCCUACAGUGACUUGGUCGCGCUUCGGACAUCAAUUUGCGAAUGGAUUAAGUAUUCUAGAAUGCAUUACACCCAUAUGCAUACAUUUGUCGAUUCUUACGUACAUUUUUGUAAAGAAACACCCUCCAUGCAGAAGUGGAUUCCAGUUUCCUUAGAGUUGCAAAACAUUGCGAAAGGUGCUAUCUUGUGCUUGAUUGAGCAAUGUCAAAAGGAUGUACUUAAGCCCAUGUCAAAGGCUAUUCAUUAUUGUCGUAACCCCCUUUACAUUGCCGAUGUUUGGAUUCGACGUGCUUCAGCAUUUUCAAAACGGCGGCAUUCUGGCUUGACCAUAGAAACCGAUCUGGAAUCAUUUCCACUACUAAGCAAUUGUUUACUAGAAGAGCUACCAAUACUGCUUAGCUUGACUCGCUCAACAACCGAUGAAUGCAUCGUAGCUUUUUCAAAAUCACAAGCGACCUUCUAUGCUACUGUGACGAAAAACCUGACACCCUUUGUAUCUAGCUUUUCGACUGUAAACUUCAGCAAUCUGAAGGCAAUUGAAAACUUAAUGGAUCAGACUGUCAAUAAUUCAACAAAAUCGGUAUAAGCAUUCCUUAGAACCUCUGUCAUUCUUUCCUUCCCUUUUUUACCGUUUCAGUUUCCGUUCUCUUUAUGUAUUGAGAUCCCUCUCAUAUUAUGUAUAACAUUUUUUUUACACUUUUGUUUGUUUUCAGAUGCUUCUCCCAUGUCCUUUUGUUGUGUAAUGCUAGUCGUUAAUUGAUUAAGAACGGGGGGGGGGUCAAGAAUCGAUUCCUUUCGAACAUAUUGAGUUCCUAUGCAUAUAAUAGAUGACCUUUAGUUCUGAUCUAAAGCAUUCGUCUGGAAAAUUCAUACUUCACCUAACUUAUUAUUACUCGUCUCUUUUCUUUUGUAUUUAUUCCAAUAAUUGGCUUUGUGAUAGUCUAAUAAUAUGUCGACUCCUUUCUAUUUUAGAAUCCUGCAGCAAUAGAACAAUCUA